Kalmanozyma brasiliensis GHG001 is the source of this 1584-nucleotide messenger RNA. Its product is annotated as Basic-leucine zipper domain protein. Gene Ontology annotation, molecular function: DNA-binding transcription factor activity. The coding region runs from base 1 to 1584 and encodes 527 amino acids. Gene Ontology annotation, biological process: regulation of DNA-templated transcription. The record is from RefSeq and is a predicted model, not a curated record. The transcript has 2 exons. NCBI's taxonomy places the organism in Eukaryota, Fungi, Basidiomycota, Ustilaginomycetes, Ustilaginales.
AUGGUUACCCCCACUACCCACACAACACCCAGUGUCGCUGCCCCUAUCUCUCUGCGUGCCCAUCUCGAAGCCGCUAUCUCGAACCCAUCGUCUGCGUCUGCGCAAGCCAACUUGCUGAACCACCUUCAGUCUACCCUGGCCGCCGUCCGUCCCCUGCCCCGAUCCCAAGCCGCCGCUACCACUACCCCUGCUAGCCCGGCCCACGCCUCCACGCCAGCCACCCAGCCUACAUUUGCUCCAGUGCCAAGCAUCACCCCUGCUGCUGUCGCUUCUGCUCUUGCUGCCGCUACCGUCGCUGGUCGUCGUCACACUCUGUCCUCUACUCCCGUUCCUCCUGCCGCCUCACACAUCACUGUGGCUCAGAAGCAACGCCUAGAACAGAUCCGAUACUAUCAACAGCUCAUCGCACAGCUUAACGCAACGAUGCCUGCUGCUACUGAUGGCUCGGUCCCGACGCUGCCUUUCGAGGCGCGUCCCAUGGACUCUAUCAAGACCGAACCCGCCGGUUUCAACGCCGCCGCGUUCGGACUCAACCCCAUGUCUGCUGACGACCCCUCGUGGAUCGGACACGGAUUCCAGGCUGCCGCCGCCGAGGACUUCCUCUCUUCACCAGAGUGGACCGACCCUUCGCCGGCGCUGACUGACUCGAUGUCUUUCGAGAUCAACUCGUGCGACCCCAGUCCGCUGCUGCCUCUCGACAGCUACGAGGAUGAUUUCGGAGUGCCCGGCAUCGCCGGCGCUCCCCUCUUCCCUCCUCAGGAUGGAUACGCCUCGUCCAACGUGAGCCCGCUCGAGCUCGCUCACUCGGACUUUGGCACCACCACGGUCGGUGACUUUGGCGCUCCCGAAAUGGGCUCCGACUUCACCCUCUUCCCCGAGACCAAGCCUGCCAAGCUGCCCAUCGAGAUGGCCUUCAGCAAGCUCAGCAAGCCCGCUGCUGGCAUGAGCGGAUCCACCGAGGACCCCGCCAUGACUCUGCUGCGAGCUCUGAGCAGCGCUGCUCUGUCCAACUCGUCGUCUUCGAGCUCCGCCAGCGUCACUGUCUCCCAGAGCAACGGCGCUUCGGCUCCGGCGCUCACGGCUUCUCCGCUGGCCUUCACCUCGAUGCCUGCUCCUUCGGCACCGGUGCUUGCCCCUGCUCCCUCGAGCCCGCCUGCUCUGGACCGAAGGGUCUCUUCGUCGUCGUCGCUGUCGACCUCGUCCUCUCACAAGGCGAGCGAGUCCCGCGGUACCAAGCGACGACUCGAAUCGAGCGACCUCCUGCCUUUGGAUGCGCCCAUCCAGAAGCGUACCUACUACACGGCCUCGGCCACUUCGCGACGCGACACGGCUCCCAACGCCGCCGCCGCUGCUGAAGAGGACGAGUUCGCGGAGGAGGAGGCCGCCAUCCGACGCGAGAAGGACCCUCGCGUUGCCAAGCGUCUGUCCAACACGCUGGCCGCCCGACGCUCUCGUCACCGAAAGGCGGAAGAGCUGCGCCUGCUCCACGAAAAGAUCGAAGCCCUCACGGGCGAGGUCGAGUCGUGGAAGCGACGAUGCGAACUUGCCGAGAAGGAGAGGGACGAUGCGCGAGCACUUCUGUGA